GGACCAAGGCGAUGUACGACUUUACGUUACACCUGUAAGUGCCCAGAAUUUCAAGAGUGACGUUGCUAAUGUGCACAGGUGUCGGUUGUUGAGGUGGCAGAGCAUUCUCACGAUGACAACUUUCCGUUUUUGACGACGACCGAAGCAUGAACGAGAAAGUCGACGAAGACAUUUUUGUAAGAAAAGAUCUGGACACUUGCCAAAGUAGGCUGCUGUAAUAAUUAUUUGCGCGCAACGUUAAAUGCCAACGCUUGGCUGUAUCACUCUCACGUCAACUGCUGCUGAGAACGAGAUGAUUUAACUCUGGAUAAUGUCACAUUGUCCACUGUAAACUCGCUACCCCUAGUCUUUGCUCUGGCGGUUCAAGGAAGUGCGAAAUUGCGCACAGAUAACGGGGAGACUAUACAUUAAGACGGGAAACAGCAGCUGUGGUCAGACAGAAGGCGCAUGUUGAACUAUGGAGAUGUAUACUUCGAGGAAACUUUGCAUCUUGCUGUCGUUCACAUUUUUGUUUUUUACAGGUGUGCUGGCCCAGAUCCAGAUGCCGCAGAGGACCAUGGAAGUGAUCGAGGGUCAGAAAGUGGUGCUGCAGGCCUGGUACAGCCCCAGCUCCGUCACUGGCAAGGACACCGUUCUCUGGAACUUUGUGGCCAAUAACACCCAACUGAUCAUCUCGUACACCCCAGACUCGAUCAGUUUUGGCAGCCCCCAGUUCGGGGAGCGCGUGGGCUUCACGGCCACCAUGCCCUCGGCCAACCUGUCCCUGUACAUCAACAACACGCAGGAGUCGGACUCAGGACGCUACCUCUGCCAGGUCAUCAUCCCCGGGGCCCAGGGCCUGACUGGAGAACUUAGCCUCAACGUCAAUGUCCCUCCUGCUGUCCCAGAGUGCUCUCUGUCAGGGAAGCCAGUUCUGAAGGGCAACGUCACACUAAGCUGCAAGUCUAAGUCAGGKAAGCCCAUCCCAAUGUACAAGUGGAAGAAGACCAGCCCCCCGUCCGAGGUCUUCUUCUCUCCCAUGCUCAAUGAAAAAACGGGCACGCUGAAGCUGAGCAACUUGAGCAGCAGCAUGUCGGGGAAGUACGUUUGUACGGCCAGCAACACAGCUGGCAAUGACAGCUGCUACAUCAACCUGGAGGUCAUUACCUCGACUAAUGCAGGGAUGAUUGCUGGAGCCACGGUGGGCUCUGUGUUGGUCUUCAUAUUCAUCAUCCUCUUCCUCYUCUACCUUCUGAGGCGAAAGAGAGACUAUGAAGAGGAACGGGCCAACGACAUCAAGGAGGACGCUCAGGCGCCCAAGCGCAUCUCGUGGGCCAAGAGCGCCGGCUCAGGAUCGGACGUGGUCUCCAAGAACGGCACACUCUCCUCCAUCACCACCACUGCCAACAGGCCCCACCAGAGGGAGCCCUCGUCCCAGCACCASCACCACAACCACCACCUCCAGCAUUAUCCCCAACGCCCUCCCUCUGACACAGCCUCCAUCAUCACAGCCACAGGCAGCGUCUCUGGCUACCGCGCUGGACCACGCCACGGAGCAUCCACCCACGACCACGCCGUGCCGGACUACGGCUACAACGUGGCUACACCCCUGCCCCGUGUUCAACUGGCUAAUUCUGCAGCAUCCAGUGCCAACGGUAGCCCCAUGCCCAGAACCAAGCACCCACAGUCCUAUACCCAGCCCCAGGCAGCACCUGCUUCCCCGCGCCCACCACCUCUGCCCACCAUUGUGACUGCGUCCAACAUCUCCCGCAUGGGAGGGGUGCCCAUCAUGGUGCCAGCUCAGAACCAGGCUGGCUCGCUGGUGUAACGCCAGUCUGCCACGGUGCAUUGUCCCUUUACCCUUCAACGCUGUACUUACACACGUAGAUUUUCAAAAGGAAAAGAUUCAACUGCCACUAAGAUAUGUCUAACURGAGCAUUAAAGCUUGAAUUGGCCUUCGAGAAGCUGGGGCAUUUGAUCCGGUCAAAAUGCAGUGAGAUCAUUAGUAAGACCUUAAAAGAGAUGGACUGUGUUGCUACAUAAGGCAGUUUUAUUUAAUUAAGUAUAUGGAAAUACUUUUUUUUUUUUACACUUUUUAUACUCAGUUUGUAUGCUAAGGAUGCAUAGAUCUGGAUUUCAUACAUUUGUGCAGUAUCUUUUUUUAAAUUAUUAUUGUACUAUCAAUCAAUGUAUUUUUUACAAAGUUUUCCAAUGCAACUUUUUUCGUGGUUGUAUUUACUCUAUCUACCACGUCCUAUGAAGGCCAUUCGAUGACAUCACUUUAAAAAUGGGGACAAGAUGUCAUGACACCCACUGGUCAAUGCGUGUGUGUUGCCUGUGUAUUACAGCAAGAACAGUCAAUGCGUGUGUGUUGCCUGUGUAUUACAGCAAGAACAGUCAAUGCGUGGAUCCCACUGAUGUUUUACUUUAUGCAUUACGCGGAGAUUGUAUCGAUAUGACAACUGUAGAUUAGGACCAAAUAUAAAUAUAUAUGUUUAAUUGUCACAUACACGGAUAGGUGCAGUGAAKUGUGUUUUACAGGGUCAGCAAUA
Messenger RNA from Salvelinus sp. IW2-2015, 2532 nucleotides. RefSeq names its product endothelial cell-selective adhesion molecule. Gene Ontology annotation, cellular component: plasma membrane; adherens junction. Gene Ontology annotation, biological process: homophilic cell-cell adhesion. The record is from RefSeq and is a predicted model, not a curated record. Lineage: Eukaryota; Metazoa; Chordata; Actinopteri; Salmoniformes; Salmonidae. Gene Ontology annotation, molecular function: cell-cell adhesion mediator activity.